AUGGCCGACGAAGAAGUCAACCUCUACGACGAAGUCGAGAUCGAAGACUGUUUCUACGAUGAGACUCUGCAGAUCUACCACCACCCAUGUCCAUGUGGCGACCGCUUCGAGAUCUCCAUCUAUGACAUGCGCGACGGAGAAGACAUUGCGCGCUGCCCCAGCUGUAGUCUGAUGAUACGCAUCAUCUUCGACCCGGUAUGCUGUGCCCGUCCUCACAUGUCAGAAGCGAAGACUAAUACGCGACAGUCCGAUCUCCCGCCCGAGAACGACGAUGCGCCCAAGAGCGUUGCGAUUGCCGCCUAG
Alternaria alternata is the source of this 303-nucleotide messenger RNA. RefSeq names its product diphthamide biosynthesis protein 3. Gene Ontology annotation, biological process: protein histidyl modification to diphthamide. NCBI's taxonomy places the organism in Eukaryota, Fungi, Ascomycota, Dothideomycetes, Pleosporales, Pleosporaceae. The transcript has a single exon. The record is from RefSeq and is a predicted model, not a curated record. Gene Ontology annotation, molecular function: metal ion binding. The coding region runs from base 1 to 303 and encodes 100 amino acids.